Knipowitschia caucasica is the source of this 423-nucleotide messenger RNA. NCBI's taxonomy places the organism in Eukaryota, Metazoa, Chordata, Actinopteri, Gobiiformes, Gobiidae. The record is from the annotation of a GenBank genome assembly.
AUGUCCGAGGAGGCUUCGGGACCCCCCCUGCAGAGCCCCCAUGCCGAGACACCAGAGCAGGAUGGGGCUGAGAUGCUGCGCCUCAAACAGCAGCUGGAGGCCGAGUUUAACCAGAAGAGAGCAAAGUUCAAGGACCUCUACAUGAACAAGGAAGAGGAGCUGAAGAGACAGACCUUGGCUCUGGAGGCCUCGCAGCUGGAGCUUUCGUCGCUGCAGGCUCAGCUGGAGCAGGCCAGAGCUGAGAUGGAGACCAUCAAAGCUGUGGCCACAGUGUCAGAAAACACCAAGCAGGAGGCCAUCGACCAGGUGCGCAGCCAGUGGCAGGAGGAGGUGGCAUCUCUGCAGGCCAUCAUGAAGGGUACGGACACCUCUCUGCAGCCUGGCGGGCCCCUGGAGACCCCUGGACUUACUAGCAGCCUGUAG